AUGAAAUUCACUAUGGCAAAAGUAGUUUCUGCCGAUAUAAGUUGUGUACCGAUACUCACUAUAAAAAGAGUCUGAAAAACCCAAUCCUCAUACUAUUCAUCGAGUUCAGUGCUCAAGCAGUUCAACCGUCUUCCUCUAUCCUACUCUCAUACAGUACCCUAACUACUACAUUGUCUAAUUUUUAACUGUUUUCAGAUUGCCUUUGCCACAAAAUUGAAGCAACUUGAAGAAGAAGCUCAAAAAAUCAGAAGCCUUCACGCCAGCCAGCCACCCCUCCCUUUCUCCGGCCGAAUCAGCCCUGAAGCUACCAUGACCUCAGAAGAGAAGCAAGCUCAAGACUUGCUGUCGAUUUUCGUCGGGAACGUCGACUAUAGCGCGACAUCCGAGACGCUUCAACGACACUUCGCGGAAUGUGGCACGGUAGAGCGUGUCACAAUUCUGCACGACAAGUUUCGAGGCAAGCCCAAGGGCUUUGCCUACGUCAAGUUUGCCGACUUGGCAGGCAAAACUAAGGCCUUGAAGCUGGACGAAAGCCUGUUCCUUGGGCGUCAGAUCAAAGUGUCAAAGAAGCGGACGAACCUGCCUGGCAUCAGCACAACCAACCGAGCGCCAAAGCAUUUAGCUCAACGUCCAAGAGGAGGCUUUAAUGGUCGACCAGGAGGAAGAACAGCACAGUUUGGUCAACCACAUAGAGGACCGGUGCGUACUAUUGUCAAGUACGUGUACCCCAUGGGCCGUGGUGGCAAGGGAGGAUGUUUCAGAGGUCGUGGAAGACCUUUUUAA
Bursaphelenchus okinawaensis is the source of this 783-nucleotide messenger RNA. The record is from the annotation of a GenBank genome assembly. NCBI's taxonomy places the organism in Eukaryota, Metazoa, Nematoda, Chromadorea, Rhabditida, Aphelenchoididae.